UUAGACCAGGUUUUCCUCGCGCGAUCUACCACCGACUUGAAAUAAACACUUGUUCCGAGUGUUCUGUCGUCUGCUGUGCGCGGUCUGUCUUCUCGAACUUUUCUUUCAGAAACGUCGCCAUAAUGGCCAACCAAACUGUGACUUACGUUCUCUGGUUUUUCUUAGGGUGGCUUGGAGUUCAUCAUUUUUAUUUGAAACGAGACAGGCAUGCAUUCGUAUGGUGGGCCACCUUGGGUGGACUUUUCGGUCUCGGAUGGAUAAGGGACAUCUGGCGGAUACCCGACUAUGUCCAAGAAUGCAACGAGGACGAAGAAUUUUAUAAAAAGAAAAAGGAACGAGGUCAGGUUAUUAAUGGCAAUGCCGAGACUCGUAGUAGGCCUAACCAAAACCAAAUUUCGGGAGAUGGAAUCGUAACCCGUUCAACAACAGAGAGUCGGACUCGAAACAGGACGGUAGCAGAUGCACAAAAAAAUGUCCCGGAAGGGGAUGCUGUACAUCUGGAGGAGAAAAAACAGAAAACUGUUCCACAUGUUCCAACAACAGAGAAUCGGACUCAAAAGAGGACGGUAGCAGGUGCACAAAAAAAUGGCCCGGAAAGGGAUGCUGUACAUCUGGAGGAGAAAAAACAGAAAACUGUUCCACAUGUUCCAAACUGCAGCACGGUUCGCUUUUCAGGGCAGUUGGUUAUGGGGAGUAUUUUUUCCUACCUGUUUCGUCUGUCGAUUCCGGAGGAGUAUGCCCAGCUUGACGGAAUAAAGUGGGUCGUGUUUUUCCUGCCACCAAUAGGAGCUGCUGUGGGUUUGCUGUUCAUCGGUACAAAUCUUGUUUGUAAAUACGUUGGACGCCACAAAUGUUCAUGGACGUGGCCUCUGAUAGGUUCAUUUUCCGCGUUGCCAUGGUUAUUCUACAGCAAUGACAGCAUUGCCUCCAGCCCACUACUGGCUGUCCUCUUUACAAACUGGUGGGGGAAGAAGGGCAGAUCGGAGCCGCCGCCACGCAAGGGACUCUGCAAACGACUGACAGUUUUAUCUUGCUGCGGCAUAAUCUACCUUCUGCUCCUGACCUCCACGAUCUAUUUUAACGCGACGGUGACGGUUAAGGACGGAGAGACCGUCCCACUGCGAGAAGCUAUACAGAAUUUCUUCAAGUCGCCAGUCUGGUCGGACACCAAAGAACAAUUCCAUCGUCUGUACAAUUAUUACCAAGCUAAUGGCUGGCACAAGAUCUGGGAAGAAAUCAUGUCGGCGUUAGAUCCAGCCGGAGAGGCUAAUGCUUACAAGGUUCUCGAGUUGGAUCACAGCGCCACACAAGAGGAGAUAACAAAACGUUACCGCGAACUGUCACGCAAGUGGCACCCUGACCGACACAAAGACCUGGAAGCGAAAGCAGAAGCACAGAAGAAAUUCAUAGAAAUCCAGGAAGCCUACGACAUUCUUUCUCAAAUCCGUGCAAAACGAACAAAGCGCAACAAACAAUCCACAAGGAAUGAAAGGACAGAGUUUUAGACGUGUGUGUCGGUCUGUGUCAGGGUAGAUCCAGCAUGUUUUUGGGAGGGGGUGGAUGUUUAAGACAAAACAGUUGGUCAUCAAUUUUCGUAAAUUCAUCUUAAUUUAAUAAAUUAAUAACAGUCCACACAGAAUGAAAUGACGGUUAUAAACUUACGUAUAUCAGUUUUAAUCAGGGACGGAGUCGACGUUUCCAGGGAUGGUGUCCGUCUCAAUAGACCCCUCCAAAUCCACCGUAGGGUGGUAUUAGGGUUUUAAUUGAGAUGUGUGCACACCGGUACUGUAAUAUUACAUUCCAGAAUUCGUAAACUAUUUUUAUGUUCCAAAAUUAUACCUAAAUGAUUUUUUUUCUUAUUACAUAAUCAUAUUGUUAAUACAAAUUCAUGGAAUAAAAACAUAAAAACCGAAGAAGCAUUAGGCGCAAGUUCCAUUUUCGCUUUCUGAGCAAAUAGGUUGAUGGGUUCCAUGUAUGCAUCUCUGUACGCUUGUGCGUAUGCGUAUUCGAUCACUCUAUACAAAUACGGAUUACGUAUAUACGUAUUCGACCACUCUACGCAAAUCCGGAUUACGUGUACGUAUUCGCAUACGUAUUAGAGACAAAUGAAAUUUGCGCCGUACGAGGACAUGUUAAUAUAUAUUAUAUUAUACCAACAGUCAAAACGUCUAUACACGCCUGAUGGGCGGCCGAUCUAGGAUCGAUCUCCAUCGGUGGGCCCAUUGGGCCGUUUCUCUUUCCAGCUUGGUAUAUCAAAGGCCGUGGUAUGUACUCACCUGCCUGUAAGAAGGCCGUGGUAUGUACUCAUCUGCC
Gigantopelta aegis is the source of this 2313-nucleotide messenger RNA. RefSeq names its product dnaJ homolog subfamily C member 22-like. Lineage: Eukaryota; Metazoa; Mollusca; Gastropoda; Neomphalida; Peltospiridae. The transcript has 3 exons. The record is from RefSeq and is a predicted model, not a curated record. Gene Ontology annotation, cellular component: plasma membrane; early endosome. Gene Ontology annotation, biological process: endocytosis. The coding region runs from base 123 to 1505 and encodes 460 amino acids.